Molecule: messenger RNA, 1542 nt
Organism: Zymoseptoria tritici IPO323
Lineage: Eukaryota; Fungi; Ascomycota; Dothideomycetes; Mycosphaerellales; Mycosphaerellaceae
Gene: CYP-63
Product: putative P450 monooxygenase
Exons: 5
Coding region: 1-1542 (513 amino acids)
Molecular function (GO): heme binding; oxidoreductase activity, acting on paired donors, with incorporation or reduction of molecular oxygen; monooxygenase activity
Source: RefSeq, a predicted model, not a curated record
AUGGCUAUACUCGAGGCCGUGAUCAACCGCUCGAUUGGCUUGACCCACGUCCUUCUCACAAUUGCGCUUCUCUACGGCGGUGUACUUUUAUAUCGAGUAUACUUCAGCCCGCUGUCCAAGUUCCCUGGCCCAAAGCUCGCUGCCGCCAGCAGUUGGUAUGAAUUCUACUACGAAUUCAUCUACAAAGGCGGCUCUCAAUUUGCAUUCCAUAUCGACGAACUCCACCAAGAAUACGGCCCGUUCGUGCGCAUCACUCCAUGGGAGAUACACGUCAACGACUUCCGACACUACGACUCGAUCUACUCGUUCCAGCUCCAUCACGACAAGCCCGAGCACCUGAAAUGGCGUGCUGGCCAGCCAAACUCUGUCUUUGCGACUCCCGAUCAUAAUCUUCACCGCCGACGAAGAGCUGCUCUCAACCCAUACUUUUCCAAGUCGCGGGUGGCUUCAUUCGCACCGUACAUCCAGGAACGCCUGAACAGCAUGUGUCAACGCGUGCAGCGCGAGUUUGCCGGGAAGGAGAAGGUUCUGAAUUUGGGCGACAUGUGGGGAUGUCUCGUGGCCGAUACGAUAGCGCACUAUGCUUUCCACAGAGAGUAUAAUUGGGUCAACACCGCCGUCAACUUCCAGUGUCCGUUGCUAGAGCAGGUUGACGUCUUCGCAGACAUUAUGGACACUGUGCCCCAUUUUCCGGUCAUCGGCAUGGUCCUCUACUACAUGCCGCCCUGGCUGAUCAGGAUCAUGGUCCCGGCAUUGAGCGGAGCAAUGGAUUUCCUCAACGAAAUCGAGUCUAACGUCAAUCGCAUCAAGUCACCAGACUUCAAGCCGCUUCAGGGGGAGAAUCAAAACAUCAUGUAUGAGCUGUACCACUCGGAUUUGCCCGAUACGGAGCGAAGGCAAGCACGUCUUGUCAGCGAAGGACUGGGCGUCGUCUCCGCCGGGCUGGAAACGAGUAAGACGGCGCUGGAGAGAGCUACGUUUCGAAUCCUCAACGAUCCGGCUGUACACAAGAGGCUGAAAGACGAGCUGACGGCCACAUGGCCCGAUACCAAGGAUGCGGCCCCAGAACUCUCCACGCUGGAGGCUUUGCCAUAUCUCACGGCUUGCGUAGAAGAAGCAUUUCGCUUGGCUUAUGGGACUCCUACUCGACUUCCUCGUGUCCCUCGUGAGCCAUUGACGCUUGGGGACAGGGUUAUUCCUCCUGGAUACAUGGUCGCCACCCAAGCGUUGACCGUCAUGCACGAUACCGAAGUAUUUCCCAACCCCAUGGAAUACAUCCCCGAGCGAUGGAUGGAUCCCGUCACCCACCCGAAUCUCAAGAAACACUUGGUGACGUUCGGAAAGGGAACUCGCGUAUGCAUUGGCCAGCAAAUGGCCUACGCCAUUAUGACUCUGGGCAUUGCAAAUGUUGUCAGGCGUUUCGACCUCACCCUUUUUGAGACGGAUAGGUCCGACGUUGAUCUUGUCCGGGCAAGCUUCAAGCCAAGGCCGAAGAAAGGAAGUUUGGGAAUCCGCGCGUUGGUGCAGGAUGUCGUGGUUUGA